AUGGCUUCGUUUCCCGAGGCGGACUUCCAGCUAUGCCCGCUGUGCAAGGAGAUGUGCGGCUCGCCGGCUCCCAUCUCCUCCAACUCCUCCACCUCCUCCUCCUCCUCGCAGACCUCCAACUCCUCCUCGGCGGGCGGCUCGUCCUGCGCCCCGUCCCGCCGCCUGCACGUCCUGCCCUGCCUGCACGCCUUCUGCCGCCAGUGCCUGGAGGCGCAGCGCCAGCACCCGGCCGCGGGGGACGCGCUCAAGCUGCGCUGCCCCAUCUGCGACCAGAAGGUGGUGAUCUCGGAGCCCUCGGGCAUGGACGCGCUGCCCUCCUCCAACUUCCUCCUCAGCAACCUGCUGGACGUGGUGGUGGUGGCGGCCGCCGCCGCCGAGGAGCAGAAGAACAACGGCCGGGGAGGGGGAGGCGGCAGCAGCAGCAACAACCGGCACCACCACCCCCGCCAGCAGCAGCAGCACCGCUCGGCCGGCAGCGGCUCGUCCCCCGCCGCCGCCUCUGCGGUCGCCCCGUCCCCGUCCUCCUCCGGCGGGGGCGGCUCAGCCUCGCUGCUGCUCCGGCGGCCGCACAGCCGGCAGGGCGAGCCCCGCUGCAGCUCCUGCGACGAGGGCAACGCGGCCAGCUCGCGCUGCCUGGACUGCCAGGAGCACCUGUGCGACAACUGCGUGCGGGCGCACCAGCGCGUCCGCCUCACCAAGGACCAUUUCAUCGAGCGCUUCGGCGGGGCGCCCGGCUCCGCCGCCGCCGCCGCUCCCGGGCCGGCUGCCCAGCUCGCCCUCGGCCAGCCCUACCCCGCCGCGCCCUACAACAUCCUCGCCUCCGUCUUCCCGGACCGGGCCAGCUACUGCCAGCACCACGACGACGAGGUGCUGCAUUUCUACUGUGACACUUGUUCUGUCCCUAUCUGCCGGGAAUGCACCAUGGGACGACAUGUGGGUCAUAGCUUUAUCUACCUCCAAGAUGCCCUCCAGGAUUCCAGAACCCUCACCAUUCAACUGCUAGCAGAUGCUCAGCAAGGACGCCAGGCUAUUCAGCUGAGUAUUGAACAGGCCCAAGCUGUGGCAGAGCAGGUUGAGAUGAAAGCAAACGUGGUGCAGUCUGAAGUCAAAGCUAUGACAUCUCGACAUAAGAAGGCCCUGGAAGAACGGGAGUGUGAGCUGCUGUGGAAGGUGGAAAAGAUUCGUCAAGUCAAAGCCAAGUCCCUUUACCUGCAAGUUGAAAAGUUGCGUCAGAAUCUAAAUAAACUGGACAACACUAUUAGUGCAGUUCAGCAGGUCCUAGAGGAGGGUCGUAGCAUGGAUAUUCUCCUGGCUCGGGAUCGCAUGCUGGCUCAAGUGCAGGAACUGAAGAAUGUGAGAGGCCUUCUACAGCCGCAGGAGGAUGACAGAGUCAUGUUCACUCCUCCUGACCAGGCUCUGUAUAUGGCCAUUAAAUCAAUGGGGUUUGUCAGCAGUGGGGCUUUUGCUCCUCUGACCAAAGCCACGGGGGAAGGUCUCAAACGUGCACUACAGGGCAAAGCGGCCUCCUUCACAGUGAUAGGCUAUGACCAUGAUGGUGAACCACGCCUUUCGGGGGGCGAUAUGAUCUCUGCAGUGGUGAUGGGCCCUGAUGGAAACCUAUUUGGUGCAGAUGUCAAUGAUCAGCAGAAUGGAACCUACCUGGUCAGUUACAGACCGCAGCUGGAGGGAGAGCAUCUAGUCUCUGUCAUGAUGUGCAACCAGCACAUAGAGAACAGUCCGUUCAAGGUCAUGGUAAAAUCUGGGCGCAGUUACAUUGGCAUUGGACUACCAGGGCUUUCAUUUGGCAGCGAGGGAGACAACGAUGGCAAGCUGUGUCGCCCCUGGGGAGUUUGCGUAGACAAAGAAGGGUACAUCAUGGUUGCUGAUCGCAGUAAUAACCGCAUUCAGGUGUUUAAGCCCUGUGGCACCUUUCACCACAAAUUUGGCACCUUGGGUUCCAGGCCUGGUCAGUUCGAUCGCCCUGCUGGUGUUGCCUGUGAUAUCUCGCGUAGGAUUGUCGUGGCUGACAAGGAUAAUCAUCGCAUCCAGAUCUUUACAUUUGAUGGGCAGUUCAUUCUGAAAUUCGGGGAAAAGGGAACCAAGAAUGGGCAAUUCAAUUACCCAUGGGAUGUGGCAGUCAACGCCGAGGGCAAAAUCCUGGUCUCUGACACGAGGAACCAUCGGAUUCAACUGUUUGGACCUGAUGGUGUGUUUCUGAAUAAAUAUGGCUUCGAAGGGGCACUCUGGAAGCACUUUGAUUCUCCAAGGGGUGUGACUUUCAAUCAUGAAGGCCAUCUGGUAGUGACAGAUUUCAACAACCAUCGCCUCCUGGUCAUCCAUCCAGAUUGCCAGUCAGCACGCUUCCUUGGGUCAGAAGGCACCAGCAACGGCCAGUUCCUGCGCCCACAAGGCGUGGCUGUGGAUCAAGAGGGGCGCAUCAUUGUGGCCGAUUCUAGGAACCACCGAGUGCAGAUAUUUGAGUCAAAUGGUAGUUUUUUAUGCAAAUUUGGCACUCAGGGAAGUGGCUUUGGUCAGAUGGACCGACCUUCAGGUAUAGCUGUCACCCCUGAUGGCAUGAUUGUUGUGGUUGACUUCGGAAACAAUCGAAUUCUCGUCUUCUAA
This is a messenger RNA of Emys orbicularis (European pond turtle), 2622 nucleotides long. It is a transcript of the gene TRIM71, whose product is annotated as tripartite motif containing 71. Gene Ontology annotation, molecular function: protein binding; ubiquitin protein ligase activity; translation repressor activity. The transcript is spliced from 4 exons. Lineage: Eukaryota; Metazoa; Chordata; Testudines; Emydidae. Bases 1 to 2622 code for a protein of 873 amino acids. Gene Ontology annotation, biological process: protein polyubiquitination; negative regulation of translation; proteasome-mediated ubiquitin-dependent protein catabolic process. The record is from RefSeq and is a predicted model, not a curated record.